Fundulus heteroclitus (mummichog) is the source of this 2082-nucleotide messenger RNA. RefSeq names its product glycosyltransferase 8 domain containing 2 (gene glt8d2). Gene Ontology annotation, molecular function: glycosyltransferase activity. Gene Ontology annotation, cellular component: Golgi apparatus. The record is from RefSeq and is a predicted model, not a curated record. NCBI's taxonomy places the organism in Eukaryota, Metazoa, Chordata, Actinopteri, Cyprinodontiformes, Fundulidae. The transcript has 10 exons. Bases 164 to 1246 code for a protein of 360 amino acids.
UAACAGUGGGAGAAGUUAAAAAAAAAAAAACUAAAAGAAGAAAGGGUUUGUUUUACGUGCUAUUCUCUGAGGAUUUACAACAUGCAUUUUUAAAUCCAGGAUUGAGACUGAACAUGGUCACCAUCUCUUUUAUUUCUGAUGCUACUUGAAGGAAUUAUGAAAUAUGCCUCUCCUGAAGAAAAUUAACCAGGUUCUUGUUGUGCUGCUGGUGCUGCUGGCAUGUUUGCUUCUUCAUAUUUCACUGAAAGCUUCCACUCAACCUAAAAAAGUUUACAGGCAGAGCCAUCGUUUUGCAGCAGGAAGUCUUCCAGCUGCAGAGGCCGAGACAGAUGAUGUUAUCCCUGUUAUUAUCUGUGCAUCAGAGGAGCGUACAGGGGCAAGCAUGGCAACCAUCAACAGCAUCGUUAGUAAUACAGAUGCUAGUGUUUUCUUCUACAUUGUUACUCUGCGGGAUGCCGUCAAAAUCGCAAGGAGGUAUAUAGAGAGGACUAUGCUAAAACGCAUCCAGUAUAAGAUUUUGGAAUUUAACCCUAUGGUGCUAAGAGGAAAGGUGAAGCCAGAUUCUUCUCGCCCAGAUCUCUUACAUCCACUUAAUUUUGUCAGGUUUUACCUACCUCUAUUAGGGAUCAGCCAUAGGAGAGCCGUAUACGUGGACGACGAUGUCAUCGUGCAGGGUGACAUUAAGGAUCUUUAUGGUAUAAAACUGAAAGCAGGACAUGCUGCUGCUUUCGCCUCUGACUGUGACUUACCCUCCACACAUGAAAUGGUUCGAAGCGUCGGCAUGCAGACGACCUACAUGGGCUUCUUGGACUACAGAAAACAAGAAGUGAAAGACUUGGGCAUCAACCCAAACGAGUGCUCUUUUAACCCUGGAGUGUUUGUCGCGGAUAUCACGGAGUGGAGGAGACAGAAGAUCACCAAACAGCUGGAGAAAUGGAUGGAGGAGAAUUUUAGGCAGAACAUAUACAGCAGUGCUAUGGCAGGAGGUGUGGCAACUCCACCCAUGCUUAUAGUUUUUCAUGACAGGUAUACAACGCUGGAUCCUCUGUGGCAUGUCAGACACCUGGGCUGGAGCCCAGAUGCCCGCUAUUCAGAAAGCUUCCUCCAGGGGGCACACCUGCUGCACUGGAAUGGCCCGUUCAAACCGUGGAAUAACCCAGCUGUCCACUGGAAUCUGUGGGAAAGGUGGUUCAUACCUGACCCCUCUGGAAGAUUCGUUGUGACACGACCUGAUGGUGACAGCUAAGGCCAUUCACGGAGCGAUGCUCUUCCGCAGCAACCUCACCACACAAGAGACUUCGACACGUUGCUGGUUGAGUAAAAGACUGUCAUGUUUCUCUGGCCCAAAUGGACAUUUCCAAACCCCACAUGCUUCACCAUUAGUCAAAAUGGUCCAAGUAAGUGGUUGUGUCUGGCCAUUGUAAGUUAGUUAAUUAUAUAAACAAUAUUCAUAUUGUGUUAUUCUACUUUUUUUCUGUGCUUAACUGUUCGAGUGCUGCUGAGCCUGAUGUCAACAUUUUGUGUUAUGCAUAUAGCUGCUGUUCUCUGAAGGAGAAGAAUGAGAAACAACACAUAAAGUGUGGGAUAUAACGCGCCCACAUAGCCUGACUGAAAAUAACCUUGCCUGCAAGAUGAAUUCUCGCGGUAUUUGUGCAUUCACAUCCAUCUUGUACAGCUCAGGCUUCAACCGUUUGUGUCUGAACCAAAAAACAGUUUGGGCCAAUCACUUUGCAGUAUUGAGGUUUAAGGCGGGACAUAUUGGUGCCAUGAGAGCAGGAGCGGCUGAGCUCACAGGUGAACCAAGACAAAUAUGGCAGCGCAGGAGGACGCAUACGUAGCUGCUGCUAUCACAUCUGAUUUGUAAGAAUCCAUGAUUUCUUCUUUGAUAGUCGAACAGCAAGAAGCGCCUUGAAUAGCUUACCUUGUUGUGGUUUCUUAUAGCAGCGCCUGCCUAGCGGCCAUUUUGAGACUACUUCCUAACUUUGCAAGGUUACACAAGCAUUUAGGAUCUCUAGUAAUUUUUGUUCUCUAUACAGCUUUUGUUCUAUUUGAAAUAAUGCAAUAAAGAUGGCUGACAUUAAA